GAAGGAAUGUUGUUAAUUUUUUAGUGUAUUCAUAUUUUCGAAAGGACCCAGACCCUGCCAAGUGGAAAAGGUCAAGUGGUUAGGUGGUCUAAAUUUAACCUUUGCAGCCCACUGCUCUGCCAAUAAUGAUAGCUGUGCUAUAUUUAGUAGGGUGGGUGGCAGCUGAGAAAGCAUUUAUUGGCUCUGAGCUGACAACGACACAGGCCCCAGUGCCAUACGAGACAUACAUUGUUUGGUGAUGGUGAAAAAGAAGAGAGCUUAGUCAUACUGAAAGGCACAUAUGAGAAGUACAUGUAUAAAGAGGCACAUCAAGAAGCUCAAUCAACAAACCAAACCAGUAGAAAGAAUUGGAGAGCAACCUGAUUGGAUUAACAUUACUAUUAAGAAGACAGCUUCUAUCUUGUGGAAUAUUUUCUAUGACCUCCUGCAACUGUUCAACGCAAAAUCAUAACAAACACAGAGGUCAAAUGUCAUUUCUUAAAGAAGAGAAGCUGAUUAAGGUCAAUAUUCUUUUAGCCUGAAGAAAAGGUCCUGAAGAUUAGUGUUUCGGCUGGUCCUUAAUGCUGAUAUGAUACUCCUGUUGACACUUUAUAGGGCCUCCAGUCCAAUUUAAGCGAUCUCUUCAAGAUGCAGAAGUCAGGGAAAGUGAUGUUGCUGUUCUGGAAUGUGAAGUUCCAGAAGAGUCCAUUUCCACAGCAUGGUACCUGGAGGAUCAGAGGCUGCAGCCAGGAAAUAUGUAUAGCAUGGUACAGAAGGGAACAUGGAGAAGACUAACCAUACAAAAUGUUAGAGCAGAUAAUGAUGGAGUUUACCUGUGUGAGAUGCCUGAUGGUGGAAAGACUAUUGCAGAACUGGCAGUUAAAGGUACAAUUGUGACGAAACUUCCACGGAGGUUAGAGGUGAUGGAAGGAGAGAAUUCAGCAUUCCUUGUUGAAUUGGAACAAGAUGACAUGCCUGUCUAAGGAAGAUAUGCGUGGGGAAUGGUACACAAAUGGCAGCAGGAUACGCCCCACUACCAUCAAGACUAGUUCAGAGGGCAAAAAGCACUGCCUGCUUAAAUGCAACGUCAAGCCAGAAGAUUCAGGAGAAAUCAAGUUUGUUUCCAAACAGGUGGAGUUAGUUGCUUAUCUUGAGGUUGAAGAACUUCCUGUAAGCAUUGUCCGUCCCCUCAGGGAUUGUACAGCACUGGAAAAACAUAGAGUCAUUCUAGAAUGCACUGUAUCAUCCACAAAUUGUGAUGUCACCUGGUAUAAAGGGGACCAAGAGUUGGAAUCUACAGAGCGCAUGGAAAUAAUACAAGUAGGCUGUUAUCAUAAACUUGCAAUCCACCAAGUGGCGUUAGAGAAUGAGGGAACCUACAGUUUUGAGGUUGGGGAGCAUUCAUCCACAGCCAAGCUGAUGGUGGAAGCCCAGACUAUCCAAGUGGUGGAGGAUAUAGAGGAUGUGGAAGUGAAAGCUCCUGAAACAGACUGCUUCCAGUGUGAGGUGUCCGUGACCCUCAUCAAGCCUCCUAUUUGGACUCUGAAUGGGGAGACCCUGCAGUCAGGGCCCAGUGUCCGGAUAGAGAACCAAGGGACCGUCCACAUACUGACAUUCAAAAAAAAAAAAAAAAAAACAGCUCUGAUAUGAGUAGGACAGACAAGUUUACCACAGGGACAGCCAAGACUGUAGCAAUUAUGAAAUGUCACAUACAUGAAGUCAAUAUAUAAAAGGGGAAUAUUAAAAUAUAACACACACACACACACACACACACACACACACACACACACACACAUAUAUAUAUAUAUAUAUAUAUAUAUAUAUAGUGAAAAAUGUAAUGAUUUCAACCUGAUGAUUGUCAGUAUGGAAUAUCCAGCUAAGUUGGAACAGAAUGCAGCAGGAAGCAAGUGUCAUUGCAAACUCAAGAUGGACACUGAAAGUGUUAUGAAGAUGCACAAUGAUGUUUUUAUUGGUUUUUUUUGUUUUGUUUUUUUUGCAGUACAGCCAUUAACUCACUCAUGAAUGUUGAUGAAGAGCAAGUUGUAUGUU
Molecule: messenger RNA, 2028 nt
Organism: Cyprinus carpio (common carp)
Lineage: Eukaryota; Metazoa; Chordata; Actinopteri; Cypriniformes; Cyprinidae
Product: myosin-binding protein C, fast-type-like
Exons: 6
Coding region: 946-1629 (227 amino acids)
Source: RefSeq, a predicted model, not a curated record